AGAUUGAUAAAUUGUUUGAUGUUUCUGAUUUGUGUUUUUGAGGUUUGCAUUUGGACUUGAAGAAUAAAUAUUUUUAAAACUAGUAAUUUCAAAGUAAAUUAUCUUAGAAAUUAGUAUUAACUAAACACCACCACAAUGAACGCACCGCCAACAUUCGAAUCAUUUCUGCUAUACGACGGAGAAAAGAAGGUUCAAAAAGAAGAAGAUACAAAAGUAACUAAUGCGGCCAUAUUCACUGUAAACAAGGAAGACCAUACACUGGGAAAUAUGAUCCGACACCAACUUCUCAAGGAUCCCAAGGUGCUAUUUGCAGGUUACAAAGUACCUCACCCACUAGAACAUAAGUUUGUGUUGCGCAUACAGACUACAUCAGACUACACUCCACAGGAAGCAUUUAUGAAUGCCAUCACUGACCUUACAUCAGAAUUGUCUCUCUUUGAGGAGAGAUUUAAGGAAGCAAUCAAAGAGAAAAAGGAUGGCUUAGAUUGAAGAGUAACUUGGACUGAGUAUUAUUUGAUGAAAGACCAUUUAAAUUAUUGUAAGUUAGCUAAAAUAAGUAUAAGAAAUACAUUUUUAAAAUUUA
Messenger RNA from Bicyclus anynana (squinting bush brown), 583 nucleotides. It is a transcript of the gene Rpb11, whose product is annotated as DNA-directed RNA polymerase II subunit RPB11. Gene Ontology annotation, biological process: transcription by RNA polymerase II. The transcript has 4 exons. The record is from RefSeq and is a predicted model, not a curated record. Bases 136 to 489 code for a protein of 117 amino acids. Gene Ontology annotation, molecular function: protein dimerization activity; DNA binding. Gene Ontology annotation, cellular component: RNA polymerase II, core complex. Lineage: Eukaryota; Metazoa; Arthropoda; Insecta; Lepidoptera; Nymphalidae.